Molecule: messenger RNA, 1116 nt
Organism: Effrenium voratum
Lineage: Eukaryota; Dinophyceae; Suessiales; Symbiodiniaceae
Source: the annotation of a GenBank genome assembly
AUGGCGAACUGCGAGGAGGUGAGCUGGGGGGAUGCCCAGGGGCUGGUGGAGGCCAUGCCCUCGUGCAAGGACGAGAAGCUCUCGUACCGGCGCCUGCGGCUGCUGGGCCAAGGCUCCUUCGGCAAGGCCUUCCUGGCGCGGGACCUGCAGAACGGGGAGCUGGUGGUCAUGAAGCAGGUGCACGUGGAGAAGAUGGAUGUCAAGGCGCGGAACACCGCGGUGCGGGAGGCGGUGGCGCUGCGGAGGGUGCAGCACCCCAACGUGGUGCGCUUCCGGGAGGUCUUUGUCCGUUCUGGCUGGCUGUGUCUCGUCAUGGACUUUGCUGAUGGGGGCGACCUCUGCGCCGCUAUCAAGGAGCGUGCCAAGAGCGGGGAUCUGUUCGAGGAGCCGGCGAUCCUGGAGUGCUUCUCGCAGGUCUGCGAUGCCGUGAGCUUUGUACACAGCUUGAAGAUGGUGCACCGGGACAUCAAGUCUCGGAACAUCUUCCUUUGUAGGACGGGCCGGGCGCUGCUGGGGGACUUUGGACUGGUGCGGCUGCUGGAGUCUACCUUGGAGCUGGCACAGACGCGGGUGGGCACGCCCUACUACCUCAGCCCGGAGAUCAUCCGGCGACAACCCUACAACCACAAGACGGACGUUUGGAGCCUGGGCGUGCUCUUGUACGAGAUGGCGGCUCUGAGGCGGCCCUUUGUAGGCACGCUGGAGACGUUGCCCAACCUUAUCGUCAAGGGCGAGUACGAGCCUCUGCCGGGGAAAUCCCGGGCGCUGCCGGUGCUGUUGGGGCGAAUGCUAGUGGUGGACCCCACGCAGCGCCUGGACCUCUGUAGCGCUUUGAGGGAGGAGCCCUUGGCGGAGCCCUUGCGGAGGUCCCAGGAGGCACUGGGCCUGGUGCCCUUGCGCAAGGAGAUCCAGGAAGAUAUUCAAGAGAAGUCGGACUGGAUUGGGUACAACACCAUGAUCCGCUUCAAGGCCCAGCAAAGCGCGGGAGACGCGGUGGACCCUAACUGGAGCACCGCCGCCCAGGACUCCGACGAUGGCGGCGGCUCCGAGUCGGACGACAGCUGGGGCUCCGUGGUUGACACUGGCAUGGACGCCCUGCAGAAGCUGGCGGCUUGA